Molecule: messenger RNA, 1284 nt
Organism: Stereum hirsutum FP-91666 SS1
Lineage: Eukaryota; Fungi; Basidiomycota; Agaricomycetes; Russulales; Stereaceae
Exons: 2
Coding region: 1-1284 (427 amino acids)
Biological process (GO): protein phosphorylation
Molecular function (GO): protein kinase activity
Source: RefSeq, a predicted model, not a curated record
AUGAAUCUCCCCGCCUCGGAUCUAGACCUUCCGAGCGACGAGCCUUGUCUAAAGCGAGUCCCUCCGUCGCCAGAGCCAACACCAGAUGCCCGUGCAGUUCGGCACGAAUCUCCUCCACCCAGCUCCUCUCUCAUUGGCACUUCUUCACAUGCCUGGUGUUCCUCGAUCGCUGGCCCUCCCCUUUAUGCACAGAAGGGUGGCCUCCUCGACCGCGGCACGCUCGUCGUUCCGCUCACCUACCCGCGCUCUCAAGACCCCGUUCAACCUGGCUGCUCCUCGAUUGACGAACGUCUGGUCGCCAAAAUUAGUUGGCAGCCCUCAAAUCAAUUGCCGGAGGAUAUCACGCUACGUCUCAUCCAGAGAAAAAUACCUACGGACUGGAGCAAACACGUCACUGAUCUCAAGUGCUCUAUGAGUCUUCGGAGCGACGAGCUUGGUUUGCCUAGGAAGAAGAUCGUGGCUCUUGUGGAGGAGGAUCGACGGGAUGGGACUUGUUCAGAAGGAGAGGCGAAGUUUCGAGAGGCGUUGAGGGUGGAUCGGACGCUGGAUCGUGUCCUUCGUGUCUUGGUGUGCUCGCGAUACUCGCCUCUAAAUCAGGUCAAGGACGCAGAGGAGUUCAAGACCGUCUUCAAGGACGUUGUUAAAUUACACUACGUUAUCUAUAGGAAGACAGGGAUUCUUCAUCGCGACUUGAGCGUCAGCAACAUCAUGUUCUUCCGUUGUAGUGGCCGUGUCAUCGGAGUACUCAACGAUUGGGACCUAGCAGCUCCGGAGGCCAGACCUUCGUCAAGGACAUCCGAACAGCGUAUCGGUACUGCCGUGUAUAUGGCCAUGGACCUCCUCGACAACCCCGAUGGAUCUGUUCAGUAUCAGUACUGCUACGAUCUCGAGUCGUUUGCCUGGAUCCUGCUGUGGUGCGCUUUUGUGUUGGGUUUCGACGGCGAUGAGGUGAGGUUGGACGAACUACCAGAGAGGAUUCAGACUUGGACUGCAGGGAACUACUGGGAGGCUAUCCGGGAUGCAAAGUCUAUGUUCUUGUGCACAAAAAUCGGCAAAAAUCUCGAACACAUCACCACCUCUAUGAAAUCUCUGAAGAAAUGCUGGAUCGCCCCCGUCCUCAGGAGCAUGAUGAUUAACAUCUUUCACCGAGGUAUGCAAGAAACACGGUAUGGCCCCAUCGAAGGUGAUUUUUUCGAGUUCGAGGCUUUCAUGAAGGUAUCGGAGCCAGAGGUGGAGUUUCCUGAAAGGGCUGUGUGUGGCGACGAGGAUUCCACGUCCACAUAA